Molecule: messenger RNA, 1674 nt
Organism: Volvox carteri f. nagariensis
Lineage: Eukaryota; Viridiplantae; Chlorophyta; Chlorophyceae; Chlamydomonadales; Volvocaceae
Exons: 14
Biological process (GO): proteolysis
Molecular function (GO): serine-type exopeptidase activity; dipeptidyl-peptidase activity
Source: RefSeq, a predicted model, not a curated record
ACCUUCUUACAGCGUUUCUUUGUGUGCGCCAAUCAUUGGCGACGUCGAGGACCCGAUGGCUCCAGCGGGCCCAUCUUCUUCUAUCUGGGGAACGAGGCGGAUGUCACGCUGUACCUCAACAACACGGGCCUUAUGUGGGAGGGCGCCCCCGACUUUGAGGCGAUGCUGGUUUUCGCGGAACAUAGGUACUACGGUGAAUCCGUACCGUACGGCAAGAAUGUACGGAAACACAUGGGGUACUUGAUGGCCGAGCAGGCCAUGGCGGACUAUGCGGAGCUGAUCAUGGAGAUCAAGGAAGAGUACGACGCGGAAGGGAGCGCCGUUAUUGGUUUCGGAGGGUCGUAUGGCGGCAUGCUGGCGGCGUGGAUGCGGCUCAAGUACCCGCACGCGUUGGACGGCGCCAUCGCGGCAUCUGCCCCCAUCUGGAACUUCCUAGGAGAGACGCCGCCAUUCGACUCGGGCUCCUUCGCCAAGGGCGUCACGUACGAUGCAUCGGAGCUGGCUGGCUCGGCGCCCGCCUGCAUCGACAAUGUACGAGCUACAUGGGGCCUGCUCCGUAUCUACGGCGGGGACGAGCACGGUCGUGCGUUCCUGGCGGAUGCACUUCAGCUAUGCUCCGGAGCCGGUCCUCAAAAUGAGGACGACGUGAUCUUGCUGAGGGAGUGGUUGGCAGCCGCCUGGGACAUGAUGGCCAUGGGUAACUUUCCGUAUCCAUCGUCGUACAUCACGAACGGUCACGGCCGACUGCCGGCCUUCCCGGUCCGCGUCGCGUGUUCGUACUUGGACAGCGAUUCCUUCAAUGAUGAGGACCUUUUGGAGGCCAUGAGCCUGGCCGUGGGUGUGUUUUACAACCACACGGGUGACGUGUCGUGUUUCGACCCGUUGAGCGGUACGGACCCCGAUAGCGACCACGACGCGGACUUCUGGGACUUCCAAUGGUGUGCGGAGAUGUUGAUGCCCUUCUCGAAGGACGGAGCUAGCGAUAUGUUCUGGAGGGAGCCCUUCGACCUGGCCGCCGCCACCUCCGCCUGCCAGCAGCACUGGGGCAUCUCCCCGCGCCCCCUCCGGGCCACCACCGAGUGGGGCGGCCGGCGUAUCUCGGCCGGGUCGAAUAUCGUCUUCUCCAACGGCCUGCUCGACCCCUGGCACGGGGGCGGUGUGCUGGAGGACAUCUCCGACUCCAUGCCGGCCGUCAUCAUCCCGGAGGGCGCUCACCACCUCGACCUGAUGUUCAGUCAUCCGGACGACCCGCUGUCUGUCGUAGAAGUACGGCGGUUCCAGCGUGAGGCGAUCCGUGACUGGAUUGAGAUGCGCCUGCAGACGGAACAGCGGACCCGGUCCCCGACCCACCAGGUUCAGACACACCAGGUUCAAGGCCAUGGGUCGCAGCAGCAACAACAGCAACAACAGCAGCAGCAGCAGCAGCAACACGUGGAGGCGAGAUACACGCAGCGGGGAGGAGCCGCAGCGGAGCAGGCAGCUGCCGAGCAGACCAACGGUAGCGGUGGUGGUGGGAGUGGGAGUAAUAGGAGUGGGAGUGGGUGGAUGGGAGGGAUGUGGCGGGCAGUGGGGAGCUGGUUGGGGGGAGUGCUCCGGGGGGCGACAGGGCCGGGGCAGGCCGGGGUUGAGGGGGGUGGUAGCGGCGGGGCGGUUGGGAGGCGGGGGUGGUGGUGA